AUGGACCUGUUCCAAUACGAAACCCUAGACCUCACGGGGAAAUCCUUCCGGUUACUUAUGCUCCAUCCUAGAUCCACCGGCGAGAUAUCCUGCAAUAUCUUUGAAGCAAGCCUGGACUCCGACGGCAUUAUCCCCUACGAAGCCUUAUCAUAUGCCUGGGGCCGCAUUGACCUCGCAGCCUCCAUCAUCGCAAACGGGAAGACCCUCCGUAUUACGAACAACUUAUUCACUGCUUUGAGUUAUCUCCGAGACAACCAUGUAAACAAAGUCUUGUGGAUCGACGCUGUCUGUAUCGACCAAAACAACGUCGCAGAGCGAGGUCACCAGGUCGGACAGAUGGCUGGCAUCUACAGAGGCGCUGAACAGGUCAUCAUAUGGCUUGGCCCGCCCACACAUGAGACGAACCUCUUGCUGGGGUGCCUCAAAGAGCUACAGAAAAGCUUGAUCCGUCAGAAAAGCCGAGACGACCUUGUCCAGGCACAAGAGCAAUGGUCAAAGAUACGACAGAACUCCGAACUAGAUCAGGCUGUCCUCGUCGAUCUGCAACGGAAGGGGCUUAUUUCUCUCCUUAGGGAGACCUGGUUCACGAGGAUAUGGGUUCUACAGGAAGUUUCGAAUGCACGGGCAGCUUCGAUCUAUUGUGGCAGACGGUCCAUUCAGGCUUACAUGCUCAAUAUUGCCGCGAAGCUCGUCGGCGUCGUCCCCGAUGCCGGAUGUCAAGCUGUUCUGGACCUUCUUCCGGACUCCUUUACUCAGAGAUCCCCAAGAAAGGACUUUCUCAUUGCCUUAUUGCAAAAGUUUCGAAACAGCAAGGCGAGCGACCCUCGGGAUAUGGUUUACGCCCUAUUAGCAAUAGCGUCCGACGUAUCGCAGAGCGACUCGGGAUCACUACUAUCGCCAGACUACUUCAAAACUGAAGAGGAUCUGGUGCAAGACCUCAAGACAUACCUGUUCCUUGAUUCGCAAUAUUUCUGUAUUAUUCCCGAGCGAUCCAUGGAAUCCUUUCUCGGAGCGCUGCCUGAACGAAUAGCAGCGAUACUGCAAAGCGUUGUGAUGGCGGGGGUCACGAGCCACGUUCUCACGCUUCUUGAGAGGGGCCAAAAAUUCACCGUCAGUGAGGUCGACGUUCAUGAAAUGUGGAAAAGAAAAGGCCUGGGAACUUCAAAGGUUCUUUCUAAUCUAGCUCAAAUUGAGCAUCAAAACUUCCACUUCAGCCUAGAAGGCGUAGAGUCGUCGUUUCAGUUUUUCGAUCUUGCAACUGCGCAAAGUCUUCUAGGCCGCUUUGGAGAACGCAUACAGAUCAAUCAGCAUCUUGCCGCAGCCUUGCUACGGCGAAAAGACGACAGGGAUCUAAUCAUCAUGUUGCUGAUCAAAUGGAAUAAGCCUUUUAUUCCAUUAACGCAAGAUGGAUUGACCGCUUUAGUGAAGGUUAUCGAUCCGGCGUCGUUACAAAUGCUUCUCAAGAAACAAACACAAGUAUAUCAAAUCACGGACAAAGUUCUUGAAAAAGCUUCCCGCAAUCGGAAAGAGGGCAAGAUCAUCCCGAUACUCCUCGAUUCGGUCGGCGAUCGAACCGAGUUCGAAAUGAGUGGGUUGCUGUGGUUGCUGCGCUUUUUGGACAAGACUGCAUUACUGCCGUUGCUCAAGUUGGAGUUCAAAAAAAUCAGCGUCGUUGGUUUGGGGCACCCUCCUAAUGAGAGUGUCCGCUGGUCCACGCAAUUAUUAUUUGACUUUGGCUCAAGUGCGGACUGGAAGAAGAUCAAAUACAUCAGAGAGAAGACGGGUCCUCAUGAGAUAUUUGAUGUUAAGGCGUUCAGAAUGGAGGCGGAAUUCAUCAACGGUUUGCGUGUGAAUGCAACCCUUGACUGGCUCUAUUACUGUGGUAUACCUGGCCACUUGCCCAAUAUCGCCGUCAAUAAUUGCCCGCUCGACAUGCAGCCGUGGUUUGUCAGCCCUAAGCAUUGGCUUUUUACACUUUCCGAAAGGCCCACUGGAUUGCCUUUGUCUUCAGCAAUCCAUCACUGCAAGACACUGCAAGUUCGAAAUAGCGCGAGAUUCCUCUGUGUAGAUGCUUCCAUACAAUUGGUGAGAUUCGCCUGCAUGAAGCAUGGCUACAAUGCGGGCGAGGCAAAGGUCCAAAAGACAGAUUCACUGGCGAACCAUUUCCAAGAACGGCUCAGCCAAUAA
This is a messenger RNA of Colletotrichum lupini, 2187 nucleotides long. Its product is annotated as HET domain-containing protein. The transcript has 3 exons. The record is from RefSeq and is a predicted model, not a curated record. NCBI's taxonomy places the organism in Eukaryota, Fungi, Ascomycota, Sordariomycetes, Glomerellales, Glomerellaceae. The coding region runs from base 1 to 2187 and encodes 728 amino acids.